Selaginella moellendorffii is the source of this 1023-nucleotide messenger RNA. RefSeq lists its product as uncharacterized. The transcript has 9 exons. Lineage: Eukaryota; Viridiplantae; Streptophyta; Lycopodiopsida; Selaginellales; Selaginellaceae. The record is from RefSeq and is a predicted model, not a curated record. Bases 9 to 854 code for a protein of 281 amino acids.
GUAGGUUCAUGGCUACUUCUUUGGUCUCCUCUCAAUUUGCUGGGGCUCUUGUGGAGCGCGGGUGGUCUGGAAGAAUUAGGUCGAAGAGAUUCUCGGGCAUUGUGGCCGCAUCGAGGCCUGGAGAUUUUGAGAGCGACGGCGAGCUCAUCACCAAGCGGCUCAAGGAUUUGUCGGAUAGCCUAUUGCUGCCUCGUGAUUUCCUGAAGUCCCUUCCUCGAGAUUUGCAAGUGGAUGUUAACGAUGCAGCGUUUGCACUAUCCAGAGGUCCUGUUCAUCAAGAGUGUGGAAGCCAAGUUGGAGAGCUUCUUCAGCGGCUUUCAAAGGCGUGGGAGCGAUCCGACACGGACUCGGUUGGAGAAAUUGGCAAGGCUUUCACGGGUUUGGAGGGAGCAAUCUCAAAGAGUGGCAAUGGACCUGCCUUUGGAAGGAGACUGAUCAGAGCUGGGAACUACUUCAAGUCCACAGGACAAUAUGCUCAGGGCGAAUUUCAAGAUAUAGCCAAAGCUCUCUUGGCUCUUGGAGAGGCAGUGGGAGGGCGAGAAGCUCCAGAGACUGACAUAUCCACCAUGCCCAGAGUUUUGAAGUUUGGAACCUUACAAGUAGCGAUCACGCCGGGCAAAGCGUUCACAGGAGCGGCCAUUGCCUUGGUUUUCGGGUUUUUAUCAUGGCAGCUUGCCGCGGCUGUCAAAAACAUUCCAGAGUCUUCCCUGAGCUACGCAAACGACAAUGCUCUAAUGGUUGCGGCUUCUUUGCGGGGAACUCUGCUUGCGAUGGCCUAUUCAUGUGCUGGUCUCAGUGCAUUCUCCACUGUCGGCUUACUCGUCCUUGGCUUCCAGGCCAAGAACAAAGAAUAGAGCUAUACUAUGAGCAAAGGAAGGAUCUCUACAAUUCAAUGUGACCUUUGAACAUCACUUGUCGUUGUAGUAUAGUGGUAAGUAUUUCCGCCUGUCACGCGGACGACCCGGGUUCGAUCCCCGGCAACGGCGACAUCUUUUUGCUAAAAUCAUACUAGUUCUUUUUUUU